Molecule: messenger RNA, 1270 nt
Organism: Umbelopsis ramanniana AG
Lineage: Eukaryota; Fungi; Mucoromycota; Umbelopsidomycetes; Umbelopsidales; Umbelopsidaceae
Exons: 9
Coding region: 120-1037 (305 amino acids)
Cellular component (GO): lysosome
Molecular function (GO): thiolester hydrolase activity; palmitoyl hydrolase activity
Source: RefSeq, a predicted model, not a curated record
AUGCGUUGAUUUCAAAGUUUGUGCCACUUUUGGGAAACGCCGAAACCGUAGAUAAAAGUAAGCAAAAAGAAAAAAGACUGUUAAGCUCCACCAAUUGGCAAAGACAUCGACCAUUCAGAAUGAAAAAAAGUGUUAUAUCACUAGUAUGCUGGAUGGCAGCAUUAGGUCUGGCGCAUAAGCCAGUCGUAUUAUGGCAUGGAAUGGGUGACUCAUGCUGUGACCCGGAAUCGAUGGGAAGAGUAGCAGGGUUGAUCCAAGAGGCGCUUCCGGGAACUUUUGUACAUAGCGUGCAGAUAGGGGAUGAUCCCGAUAGUGAUGCCAAUGCUGGAUUUUUCGGUAACAUCAAUGAACAGCUAGAGAAGGUUUGCAAUGAUUUGGCGGAAAUACCUGAGCUCCAAGACGGGUUUAAUGCCAUUGGCUUCUCACAGGGUGGACAGUUUCUAAGGGGAUACGUUCAACGCUGUAAUCAGCCCGCUAUCCAUAACCUAAUAACAUUUGGCUCUCAGCAUGCUGGUGUUUCGGACAUACCUGGGUGCGCAGAUCAACCUGAUUUCCGCUGUAACUUGAUGAGGAGUAUAGCACGGAGAGGAGUCUACACAGAUUAUGUCCGCAAGCAUAUCAUUCAAGCGCAAUACUACAAGGAUCCCAAAAAUUACGACGUCUAUUUAAACAAGAAUAUUUUCCUCCCGGACAUCAACAAUGAAUUUCUUCUUCACAAGAACAAGACAUAUAAGCAAAACCUGCUGUCUCUGAAUAAGCUAGUAUUGAUCAAAUUUGCGGAAGAUGAAACAGUUCGUCCAGCGGAGAGUGCGUGGUUCUGGUUUUAUAACGAGGAAGGUGAUCUCAUUCCUCUAGAGGAUCAGCCUCUGUAUACUAAGGACUGGCUGGGAUUAAAGACACUCAAUGAGGAUAAUCGGAUCGACUUUGAGGUUUGCCCAGGAGCUCACAUGCGCAUCUCAGACGAAUAUUUGAUUAUGAUUGUUUCAAAAUAUCUUUCAUCCGAUCUACCGCUCCUCAUGCAACAGACGCCCGCAUAAUGUAUACAACAUAUUUGCUAUCUUCACUAGCUUUUCUUACUAGGGUUUUUUCAAAAGUGGGUUUCUUUAUUUACAUCCGCAUACAUUUCUGAGAAGACAAUGCGCUUGGUUUUCAAAAUUACCUUCCGCUCACGAUGAUGUCCAUAUAAUUUUCCCAAUACAAUUGAAUAGAGCCAGAUUGGCUUGUGUCGAGGCGUCCAAAGGUAUCAGUCGCCUGCUUGCAAGUGAUGCAU